CCGGAGUAUCUCGCAUGGCCAACAAGGAGACAGGAAAUCUUUGCUACACUAGCUGCGCUCGCCCCUCCCACGCCGUUCUCGAGUCAUCAGAGGCGACCCGAGGCCGCCGUCGACCCGGGCAUUGAUUGCUUCUUCCUGCAUGCUGUCUCAGAUGCUGACAGCUGCACGCACGCACGCCGCACGAUGCAGGCUGGCAGCAGACGUCGACUGUUGUCGCUGCCCGAGGCUGCCGGGCAUCCUUGCGACGAUAUAGCUCGCAACCCUUGGUAUCCCAGGCCAGGCUGUCGGUACAGCGGUGGUCCCGUCCUUACCGAGGCUCCGAUAUAGGGUCUCUCCACCCGGCUGCGAGUCUGCGACGAGGGCGAGGGCGCGCGGACGUCGUCUCGACGUGCCAUGGCGGUACACAGUACUUGUGCGCCUGCACUGGCGCUGCAUAGGAUGCCGUGUGUGCUAUGCCGUGAAGUCCUGAUCCUCCAGCUCCUGGCGUUGUCCACUUUAUAUUAAAAUUGACAUGCGAACCACCUGCCCGGGGCCUGCCCGGCCCUGCAUUUACCCCUUCCCCUAUUUGAUCCCGCCUCCCGCCUCCCGCCACUUCAAUAAGCCAGGUGCUCUGGCAAUCUGGUACUGUCUGGCCGUGUGUACCGAGUACUGGAUACCAAGACUUGCAACACUCUGCCCCAGGCGCAUCAUCCUUAUGCAUAUGUCGCCGAGCUACCAGUGAGGUGGCGGCGCUGCGCUUGUUGGUCCCAAGCCGACCCAAGUCGAGCCCCAGAGCCCCGCCCUCAGUCAUCCACCUCCCGGAUCCCAGCCCCAGCGCGCAUCACUUUAAGUAUUACGUCUGCUUCCCUCUCCCGGGAGCCUGCAUCCUGCGCUCGUGUGGUUGCCGUUGAGUGUGCCUGCGUGCCUGCGUGAGAGCCUGCCAACCUGCCUCAACAAACCCACCCUCCCCUCGCAACACACAAUUAUACAUCCGGCCUACCUGCCACCCUCCUCCUCCGACCGACAACACCACCACCACCCCCUGUUGCCAGCCGCGCGCCUAUACCUGCCUGCAAGCGCCCCGAGGUGACCCCACGCACACAGGCCCUCGAUAAUAGAAAAAAAAAGGGGGGAUCUCAAAUAAAUAAAUUAAAUCAAAAAAAGAAAGAAAGAAAAAGAGAAGAAAAAGAAGAGGGAGACAGACCAUGGCGAGCCCGGAGCAGCCAACCGUCGCUCCGCCCGCCGACAUUGGCGCGGUCAACGUGGUCGAGACGCCGACGUCACCCUCGUCGGCGUUCACGCUGUCUCGGUUCGAGUUCGAGGCGGGCACCAAGGGCAACGAGGGGACCAAGAUCCUCAUGGUGGAGUGGGAUGCGCGCGCCGCCAUCGACGCCGCGGCAGGGCCGGGCGGGGCGGACCGGGACGGCGAGCUGGCCCAGGACGGGUGCGACGACGACGACUGGGAUGUGACGUGGGAGGGCAAGGGCCCCGACGGGGGCAGCAAGGAGGACUUCACGGUGCUGCCCAUCCGCGACACGGACGCCCCCGAGGGCACGCGCCGCGUCUACUUCCUGCUGCCGCCGGGCGCGCCCAUCCCCACGCUCGUGACCAUCGCCAGGCGCACGGGGCUGACGGGGCUGACGAGGCUGACGGAGCUGCGCACCAAGCCGCUGCCCGCCAUCUUCCCCGACGGCCUGGUCAGCGAGAGCGAGGGCAAGGGCACCCGCGGCGUGCUGCACACCAUCUGGGCCAAGCGGAGGCUGCGCGAGCUCGACGCCGAGGUCGCCGCCGAGAUGAGGGACAACAGCGAGAGCGUCGGCCUCGAGAUGGUCCUGCAGGAGCGCCAGUGGAUCGUCGACCACUUUGGCCUCGAGAUCGACACCUCCAGCGAGGGCGCCAUCGCCCCCGUGCCCCAGAACCCGGACAGCUCCAGCCCCGUGAGCCCCAGGAGCCCCGUCGGCGGCAGGCUGGGCGAGAGGCUCAGGGGCCUGAAGCUGGCGACGUCGCCCGCCGAGCUUGCCGCGGCCAAGGAGGCAAGCCACAACGAGGCAAAGAACUCGGCAGCAGCUGAGCGCAAGAUCACCGCCUUCACCCCGGCUUCAGGAGGCGCAGGCCUGGCACGGCCGGCCGGCCCAGGAGGCAUCGCGUCGCUGGGCGCCGUCAUUGAGGGCGGCGCACCAGCCCCAGAGAGGAGCGUCGACACAGAAGAGGACCUGUUCGCGCUGCCCAUGAGCCCACGGAGCCCUGAGGAGGCCAAGAGCCCCUUCAGCAUGCUGAAAUGUUAGCGGGUUGCGCCUUUACUAUAUCAUAGUCCUCCUCUACUUCUUCUUCUGCUCUUCUCACCUCACUACUCUACGCGUCACCACCCCUGAAAAAGUAUAAUCCCAUACUUUCGUCAAGGGCCUUGAUACUUCCGCGGACAUACAUUUUUACUUUUUUUUUAUACGACGACUCAGACUUCAGCCGAUAGCAUCUUUGGUUCGGACGCCCAUCAUACCUUGUUCGAUUCCUUUCAGCCGGCAUUUGAAAACUGGUUGUCCUGAGCGUGCAAGGCUCGUUCUAUAGUAUAGCAUCUAGAUACCUAUUCCCCCGGGAAACCCCAAUUUCUUCUUGGCCUACUCCUUGGCCCCUUUCUCAGUUCACGCCCGGCAUUCUUGUAUUCACUCGCCAUGUGACAUGAAUGGAUGAAGCCUAUGCUUUCCUGUACACGAUGUGUCCAUCUACCUACCUUGGAGGCGGGCCGGGCGAGUGGUGUGUAAUGCACCGGGCAAGACUGCUUCAGUGCGAUACACUUCAUGAGCCUGUCGUGCAGGAGGGCAUCAGAGCAGCGCGGCGGUAGUCCAUGACUGUAGAGCAUCCCGGCCCGAGCCGGACAAGCAUCCAAUCUGUAAGAGCCUCUCGGCUCACAGGGCCGGGCACUGCUCAUCUCCAACCGCCCACGCGCCCCUCGUCCCACCUCUCCUUCCUCUCCUGGCGGAGGUAAUGCAGCUUCUUGGCCUCCCUGUACCGCCGGACCCAGUCGAGCGUCUCCCUCUCGGUGGCCGCGGCCCCGUCGUCGCCCUCGCCCUCGAGGAAGCUCUCCUCCAGCGCCGCGCACACCUGCCCCUGCUCCGCGACGCCCGCGCCCAGCCGCUGGUACAGGCUCGCCGGCGCGAACGGGCUCAGCGCGUGGUCCAUCUCGCUCUGCUUGGCGCGCCACGCCCGCUCCGACGCGUGCGUGCUGAGGAGCAGCGCCUGCGCCGACCCGCGCGCGUGCGCGAGCCGCGACUCGAGCUCGAGGAGGUGCGUUGCGAGGUCGAUGUUGGCCGAGAGGCUCGACGAGAGGGCCUCGGAGCUGGUUGUCAGGGAGGGGUGGGCUGUCGAGGGGCCGUGGGUCAGGCCUGAGAGGAGGGCGGGGGUGGAGAGGAUCUCGGCGAGGUCUUGUUUCCUAAGCCACGGGGGAGAUGGUCAGAAUGCCGCCCGUCCUGGUUUCAACUGGGGAGAGAUACGGUUGGGGCAACGGACGACUUGUCUUCAAGGAAAUGGGGCAGCCAUUGGUCGCCAGGGUCUUGUAUUGCUUGCGGCCGAGUGACCUGUGCUUGUUGCGACGCCGGUAUUCCUGCGGGUUCUGGGAGGUCGGAAUGUUGCUGCUGAUCUGGAAGUGGUGAUGGCCCGGGUGGUUGUGUAUUAAUGGGCGUGCUCAUGCGGGAGACAUCGUGGCUGCCCGGCUUGGGUGGAGGAGCGGGCGGUGUGUUGGAGUAAAUGGCCUCAAACCUGUCCAUCUUCGGUCCGUUGCCAACCUCUGUGACUGUCUGUACUCGUUUAUCGCGUCUCUGGCCCCGAGCCGUGGUCCGAGACGUCUGGAGGCCUGAGAAAUGGUAAC
This is a messenger RNA of Diaporthe batatas, 3841 nucleotides long. RefSeq lists its product as uncharacterized. The record is from RefSeq and is a predicted model, not a curated record. Bases 1185 to 2264 code for a protein of 359 amino acids. The transcript is spliced from 2 exons. NCBI's taxonomy places the organism in Eukaryota, Fungi, Ascomycota, Sordariomycetes, Diaporthales, Diaporthaceae.